AUGCGCGUUGAUAUAGAGCAACGUCAAUUUGCUGAUUAUUUACCAAAAUUAGGCAACGGCGAACUGACUUUACAUGCUAUGGAAGAAAUUGAAUUGCCACAGAAUAUCAUUUCAAGCAACAAUCUUAUUGAUGAAGUAUUUGGUAACUGCUUAGCCAAUGAAAAUUAUGAAGGGAUGAAAGAUAGAGCAAUACUCGCGCCUCUUAACAAUGAUGUUGAAAAAAUUAAUGAUGAUAUAGUUGCUAAACUUCCCGGAGAGUACAAAACUUACUAUAGCCAUGACUCAAUGAAAGAUCAACCUGAAGGAGGAGUCGAAUAUACAAAAGAAUUUCUCAAUAGUGUCAACAUUUCAGACUUGCCACCACAAGAGCUAAAAUUGAAAAAAAAUGCGUUAAUAAUGUUGUUACGUAAUUUAGACGUGUCAGAAGGACUAUGCAAUGGUGUGAGACUCGUGGUCACAAGUCUGUGCAAUCACAUAAUAAAGGCAAAAGUUGUUACUGGUGAACAAUUCGGCAAAGAAGUACAUAUACCAAGGAUAACCUUAGACUCAUCAAAAGGACAACUGGGAUGCACCAUGCAGCGUCACCAAUUUCCCAUGCAUGGCAUGUUACAUGUGGCAUUUUCUAGAGUUAAGCGACCAACUACUAUUUUAAGUGAGGAGGGGACUGCACCGCACCGGCGCGUGCUAGGCACUGGGAAUGAAAUUUUCAUCCCCAGUGCCAAAGACCGCACGGGUGCGGGUUAUGAGUUAACUACGUUUUUAUAA
Messenger RNA from Pararge aegeria (speckled wood butterfly), 765 nucleotides. RefSeq lists its product as uncharacterized. The coding region runs from base 1 to 765 and encodes 254 amino acids. The transcript is spliced from 2 exons. NCBI's taxonomy places the organism in Eukaryota, Metazoa, Arthropoda, Insecta, Lepidoptera, Nymphalidae. The record is from RefSeq and is a predicted model, not a curated record.